Messenger RNA from Malaya genurostris, 4621 nucleotides. It is a transcript of the gene Dll, whose product is annotated as homeotic protein distal-less. Gene Ontology annotation, biological process: regulation of transcription by RNA polymerase II. Gene Ontology annotation, molecular function: DNA-binding transcription factor activity, RNA polymerase II-specific; RNA polymerase II cis-regulatory region sequence-specific DNA binding. The coding region runs from base 2044 to 3006 and encodes 320 amino acids. The record is from RefSeq and is a predicted model, not a curated record. Lineage: Eukaryota; Metazoa; Arthropoda; Insecta; Diptera; Culicidae. The transcript is spliced from 8 exons.
UUGUUCGUGGUUGGUCGCGCAACGAGCGUUGCUUUUUUAAUAAUUCCCUUGGCGCAAAACCCGUCGUUGACGUGACGCACCGAAAGGGACGACGGUGAAGAGAGGAAGAUAACGAGUAAUAAUAAUCAUAUCGUCGGCGGGUUUCGAGCGAAAAAGAGAGCGAGAGUGAGCGGAGGAAGAUACCCCACUAAUCACACGAAAAAAAAAGAAUCUGCUUGUACACAAUUUUUCAUGUUAUUAAUGAAAAUAGUAUUAAACAUUAGGCAUAAUAAAAAGUACGAAACGGAUGGGUUAACGUCAGGCGGAGUGAAGAAAAAGCAACAUCAACAGAAAACAUUAAAUAGCAGAAACAUAAAUACAUACAUCUUCGCUGGUAGAUUACAUACAAUUUGGAAAACUAAUAUUAUAUGCCAUUAAAAAUCUUAGCGAUUCAGCUCGGAAUUGUUUUCGAUUAUACCAUUACGGACCUGGAAGAUAUGUAAUUUGGACACCCGUCUGUUUUCGGGGGAUCGUUUCUGCUCGGCGACAAUUAGUGACAAUUGUUGUUUGUGGAGUGUCCCGGAGAACCGCCCGGUGGAAGGGAUUUACUCAACACUCAAUCGCACAUAAUAAUAAUCAUAAUAAUCAAUUGUCUGAUAGCUGCGAUUAGUAGUGAUCGUUUGCGCGCGCUCCGACUCUAGCUUUUUUUUUCUUCCCAGCUGUUGGUAUGAGUGAUAAUUUUCACGAUUACGUGAAGACAGUGUCAAAACAGUAAUUAGUUUAAAUUGAAGCGAUAAAUUAGUGAUGUUUAUGUGUAGUUUUUGCUUCCUCGCGAUUGACCGUACUGUGGUGGUUGUGUGACUCCUACUAAGCACCAGUGAUUCGGAACAGACGAACAGCUAGUCCGUGGUCCACGAGUGUGUGUGCCCCGUCAUUACCGAAAAUUAGGGUUAAUGUAAUUGAUUCUUAGACACCCGGAGCCUUCUUUGACCGGCUUGUGAAUGAAAUCGGUGGCCGUGAAAAUUGUUUCAAUUAUUGCUACGAUAAUCACCUCUAAUCGGUAGAAGGAAAGGAGAAUUUUGCUUUCGUUUUACGCUGGUAGAAUCCUGACUAAAACUGCGAGAAGGUAGUAGUGAUCCUUAAAGCAGUAACGGGACAGUUUUUUCAUAGUAGCGCCCUUCUGGUGUUCCUAAUUAUUAAUUAGUUGUAUUGUGAUAUUAAUUUUAAUAACCAUAAAUGAAGAGCGGCUAUUCCAAAAACGCGGAGAUUUUGUUGACAGAUUAGCACACCCACGUUCGGUGCUAAUAUCAAAUCAUCACCUUCGAAAUUUGAUCACCGGGGUGGCGACGGCGAAUCGAAUCUUGAUCUCGACGAAAAUAACAAAGCGAACAACAGAGCAGGAACACAUAAUAUCUCCGCAGGGAGUCUCUUGCUUCGUAAGUGCGUGCUUUUGAACCCCAGGAAGUGUGUGAAAAUAUCAACAAAUUCAAACGAAAGAAGAACCCGCAAACAGAGAAAAAAACAAGGGCCAAACAAGCUCAGGGAUAUCAGAACUCGGUGGUGACCUGGAUGGAUUAGUGAGAGGAAUGAACAAAUUCGAGAUUCACGCAUAAACAUACGAGAGGAUCCUUGUUGUGUCCCGAGAAGGUUAUUUUUUCCGAAGUGCAUUCAAGUUUUUUUUUGCAUUGAAAGGAAGUGAUCGCUGAAUGCGCUGUUUCCGAAUGGUGUCAGUGUGACAGAGGUUCCUGGAAGAAAACACCCGGAUGAUCAGUUGACGUACGUGAAUAAAAAUCAGCAUUUAAAGUGCCCAGUAGCAACGGAACAAAACACCGAACAAGUGAAGUGUGGUGAGUUGUGCGUUGGGAGUGCGUGUAUGAGAGAGCACCUCGCUGGGUUUGCUUCUCAGGUGCCAGCGACUGCUUGCCGUUGAGUGAACACGGGUGAGUUUACUCCAACGGCAUUACGAUUCAUUUCGAAAAAGUGGCCUCGAUCGGUGCCAACACGCUCAACUUCACGGAUCUGGGGAGCCCUUACGAGGGCCCCCCUAGUACACCGCAGUCCGGAAUGGAUGCACCGGAUGCACCGCACACGCCAAAGUACCUCGACGGUGGAGCAACACCGGCGGGACCGGGCAAGUCCGCCUUCGUCGAGCUGCAGCAGCACGGGUAUGGUGGCAUCCGAAGUGGGUACCAGCAUUUCAGUGCACAGGGCGGGCAGGAUUCCGGAUUUCCGAGUCCGCGAAGUGCGCUAGGCUAUCCUUUCCCGCCCAUGCACCAAAACUCGUACUCCGGGUAUCACUUAGGAAGUUAUGCACCUCCCUGCGCUAGUCCACCAAAAGAUGAUUUCCUCUCGGAUAAAAUCGAGGACACCGGCCUGCGGGUGAACGGCAAGGGUAAAAAAAUGCGCAAACCCCGCACCAUCUACAGUUCCCUACAGCUGCAGCAGCUCAACCGAAGAUUUCAACGAACGCAGUACCUAGCGCUACCUGAGCGGGCGGAACUGGCGGCCAGCCUUGGGCUGACGCAGACGCAAGUGAAGAUUUGGUUUCAAAACCGACGAUCGAAGUACAAGAAAAUGAUGAAGGCAGCACAGGCACCCGGCGUCGGGGGAGGACUUCCAUUGGGCGCGCCAAACCAAGGUGGUCACAGUCCGUCGCAGCAUCAAAACAUGCAUCAAGCACCCGGCGGUGGCUCCAGCAGUGGCUCGCCAUCGCACUUCCUACCUCCCGGACACAGUCCUACGCCGUCGAGUACACCGGUCUCGGAAUUGUCACCUGGCCUCAGUCCGCCCUCGCAAGCGCCCUGGGAACAGAAACCCCCGCCGCACUGGGGCGACCACAAACCACCGCAGAUGGCACCGCAGACGAACCACGCACCUCCACAGCCGACCCAUGCGCCCCAGAUGGGCGGUUACGUACCUCAGUACUGGUAUCAGCCGGAAACGAAUCCAUCACUAUUAACCAUGUGUCCGGAAUACGAUGCAGCACGGUACUGGUACCGAAAAAACCAUAACUCCGUGCUCUCUUAACCACUUUUCGAAAAUUCGACUGUUUCGGAACCGUCAGAGUGUGGCCGGCCGUUUAACAGAACGAGAAUGUGAAUUAUAAUUUUAAUUAUUCCUAGUGGUAAAUAGAGAAAAGUUUAGAACGCCCGGAUUUAGAGCUGAAGGCGAAACAAAAUGAAACAACAAAAAAAAAAUUGAAACACACAUACAAACAAGCUGAACAGUGAUCUGAUUAUCGAUAAUUAUACAUAUUAGUGAAAAUUGCAAAAUAAUUCCCGGGAAGGUGAUGCGAUGGGUGCAGAUCUUCGGUGAAAAAUGCAGUGGAGUUCCUGAAGUACAGUAUUGAUUACCGUCGGAUGUCCGUGCAUCGAUCCGAGUGCUCGGGUUCAGGGAACCGCAGACCAGUAUUAAGCACUGGAACUUAACUUAUUCUCGCGGAUCCAUUGUAUCGGAGCCGUUGAUCAGACGGGCUGAGAGAAAUAAUAGCUUUGUGCAAUAUUUGUAAGUGUUAAUCGUAAUGCAACUUUUCUUUCAUUUUUCAUUCUGUUUUCAAAAUAGCACAAGUAGUGAGAUUUGAAUUUUCUGGAGAAAAAAAAAAUCAACAUAUUUAAAAUUAUCAAAAAAUUUUGACUGUGCUCUUUCGUUUGAAAUUUGAAACUCCAAUCAAAUCAUUCCUUUUCAACAAAAUACCAGAUAAAGUCAUGCGAUAAAACAUUCCGUAGAAUAUGAUGCAUUUGGACACAGGACAGUUACAUGUUGGCAUUUCAAGUAAGCUGCAUUGUUUUAUUUUUUUCCUAUAACACAUUUUUGCUGCCAUUGAGACAAACAGACGUAGAGCUUCGAAUGCAAUAUGAAGAAAGUAUUUAAAAAAAAUCCAACCGAAUAGAACAGCACCAGCAGAAGCGAAAUAGCCUGCGAUAGAAGCAGAAAAUCAAAUUAAUAGCGGUUUUUUGAAAGGAACAGUUUUAAGCGAUUACAUUAAAUAGUGUAAAUAAGGCAAUCGACGGCGAUGCAAGUGACGUUGAUGCAGGGAGGGACUUGAUUUUUUUUCAUUGAAUCUGAUCGAAUGAAGGAGCGUGCAAGGAGCGAAUGGCGUCAAGUUGUUUGUUUCGUCAAAGUACUACUAAAAUAGUUUGGACACGAAAGUGAUGAUUGUGAUUAGCAGGUAAUUUAAUUAAACGCGACGCAAACAGUUUAAAGCAAAUUUGUACAUAGUACUUCACAGUAGUGAUGAAACAGUACGAGAAUGGAAGUAAGUUAAACAUUGUAUUAAAAUAUUUAAAUGAUUUGUAUGUAAGCAGACAAGGUAGAAAGAUAAAACAUAUUUAGUGAGGAAUUCAAUUGAUUGAAUAGGAAUUUUGGUUUUAUAAAUUUUAUUGAAUAAAAGAUCAAAAAGCGGAUGCAAAAAGGAAUGACACUUGUAAUCGAAUUUCGAUAAAGAAAUUGUGACAACAAAUUUCUAAAAAAAAAUGCAACUAGCGGGUGUAGUUCCGCUUUAGAUAUGUUUCUUCUGCAGGCAACUCAGACGUGGCUAGACGUUAAGAAUUGUUUAUUAUUAUAUUUUAAUGAUAUAAUGUAAUAAAAAUUAUAUUAUAAAAGAUCUGUAACGAUUGUGAAUGUAAAUUGCAAAAUUCGAAAA